Aphanomyces astaci is the source of this 1335-nucleotide messenger RNA. RefSeq lists its product as hypothetical. NCBI's taxonomy places the organism in Eukaryota, Oomycota, Saprolegniomycetes, Saprolegniales, Verrucalvaceae. The record is from RefSeq and is a predicted model, not a curated record. The transcript has 6 exons. The coding region runs from base 1 to 1335 and encodes 444 amino acids.
AUGGCCACGGGUCUGGCCCCGUUGGAAGACGAUGAUGGUGCGCGAGUAUCGACUCCGGCUGGGUCGCCGCGCGUGACGCCCCCGACCGACCGUCCAGAGACGCGGUCACCGUUGAAAAGACCGACGCUGGCAUCGGAGGCAGACCUGGCCUUAGUGCCUACGUCUCCCCUGGCCAGAACCGUCCAAGAGCGGUACGGGGAUAUGGGGUGGCGAAAACCCAAAGAAACGUCCGGUACCCUCAACCGCGUGUACUUGUAUCGGUUUGACAGCAUCGAGUCCAACAUGCGACUCCUCGCGGACAUUGCGUUUUAUCGGGAACGCCUACCUGGAACGGUCCCGGAGGACAUCCUGGAGGCCUAUGAAGAAUUCACUCGGGGCAGUGAAGUGCAAAAACUAGCGGUGUCCCUACUGUUUGCAUUUCAAGCCAUCGAGGACUGGGCUCGCUUACUGGGUGUACAGGAUUCCCAGUUGGUAGAGAUGGCCGAUGGAUUGCCACGGGCCGCGGAAACCGAUGAAAGUCACCGUCAGGAUGAGUUCCAGAAGGUCCUGACCUACCUCCGGGACAGCUAUACUCGGGGGGUGGAAGUUGCCCGGGCUCAGGUAACCAACGAAGCGAACGAGACUCUGCACCGGGAAGCGGAAAAGAAUUCUCUCUCCUGGGAGGACCGGGCCCGGGAACUUGAACGACAACUGGCUCUGAAAUGCGAACAACGUGAAGGCCUCCUGGUCCAGAAGUAUGCGGAACGAGUUCUCGAAGUGCGCCGCAAGGAGGACCGUCUGCGUCAAGGCGGCCUCAUCUCCAGUCUCCGGGAAAAACUCCGGACCUUCAAGCGGAACCAUCAAGAGGAAAUCCUUCUAGUACGGGAAGCUACCCGUGACGAGGACAACUCGAAGGGGGUUGCCAAUGACCUACUCCAGUCCCAGUACGACCAGAACCUGGCUUCGGCCCAGGACGAGGCCCGGUCGAAGGCAUUGGGAUUCGAGUCAAAGGAAAAGCAGGACCUACGGGAACGGGAACGAAUUCUGGAGGAGGAAGUACAGCGACGCCAAAGGAUGGAACGAGUCUCGGAAGAAGAGCAACAACGCCUUCUGCGGAGCGAAGAGACGGUCUGGGAGCUCCAGGAGUCUAUCCUGACCGAACAGAAUCGGGAACGGUCGGUUCAGUACCUCACCCUGAGCCAGGCGUAUGCGGAGUUGGAACGCCAGUGGGUCCAGCUACAAGUGGAAGAAAAAGCUGUGGAACUCCAACAAACGACGCCCCGGAAGACGAACAAUGCCCCGUACGCGACAUAUGGGAUCCCGACUCUGUCUCGGAUGGGGUCCCUGUCUAAAUGA